Messenger RNA from Psylliodes chrysocephalus, 2769 nucleotides. NCBI's taxonomy places the organism in Eukaryota, Metazoa, Arthropoda, Insecta, Coleoptera, Chrysomelidae. The record is from the annotation of a GenBank genome assembly.
CAUUCUGUGGAACGAAGAUAGUCAUUUCAACACGUGCCGCAUUGAGAGAUGAGAAUCUCAAUGCUGAAUCAAUCAAAACAACCGAAAUUAACCAAAUUCGGUAAAUUGAACUAUGCUGGCUGAAUGUUUGACGAGAAGUGGCCAAAGUAACUCGAUAAGAAGAAAUUCGGAAUAAAAUUUUAACCAAAAAAUAAAUAUUUUCAAAUUUUGAGUUUGCCUUGCGAAGGUAUGUUAUAUCUUAUUUUAAAUGGCUUUUUACACAAGUUGUUUAUUAACGCAAAUUGUUUUAUAUGGUAGUUUAAGAAAUUCUCAAAAAUUUGUAUCUUGUAGGAGGAUCUUUUCAGGGUUAUAUAGAAAAACCAGAAUUAAAAUUAAAAAUGAUCCAGGCUUAUUUUACCCGGCUGGUAUACACACAACAAACAUUUAUUAUAAAAGGAGAAAAACUGCAGAGGAACGGAAAUCCGCCCGGAUAAUUGAAUAUUCUCCAAAAGCUAAAGGAGAAUUUGUAGAUGUAUGGAGAAAUAUUACUUUGGAAGAAUUAGCUAAAGUUCUUAAUAAAGAUAUCAAUUAUGUAUUUGAUAUAUUUUUAAAUAAAUUAGAUGACCCAAAAAUGCCCAUUACAGAUGUAAAAGUGCUUCAACAAGGCAUUGUCAGAAGUGGCAGAAGGAUGAGACUAAUUGCAAAGCCAGAAGAUAAUAUUGAAGAAAAUUUAAAGAAAGAUGUUUAUCCUAGACCCCCACCCUCAAAAUCUGAAUUAAAACCUCGUCCUCCAGUUGUAACAGUUAUGGGGCACAUUGACCAUGGCAAAACAACUCUUCUAGAUGCUCUCAGGAAUUCUAAGGUGGUAGAUCAAGAAUUUGGUGGAAUUACCCAACAUAUUGGUGCUUUUUCAGUUAUUUUAAAAUCUGGAUCCUGCAUAACAUUCCUAGAUACACCUGGACAUGCUGCUUUCACUGCAAUGCGCUCAAGAGGAGCUAAUUUGACUGAUAUAGUAGUUUUGGUUGUGGCAGCCGAUGAUGGCGUUAUGGAACAGACAUUAGAAUCAAUUAAAAUGGCUAGACAUGCAAAAGUCCCAAUUUUGGUUGCGAUUAAUAAAAUAGAUGCACCUAAGGCAGACAUCCCUAGAACAGAAAGAACAUUAGUAGAAGCAGGUAUUCAAGUUGAAAGUCUAGGUGGAGACGUCCAAGCAAUACCUAUAUCUGCUCUUAAAAAACAAAAUCUUGAAUUGCUUAUUGAAGCAUUGAUUCUACAAGCAGAUCUUUUAGAAAUUGGAGCAGACCCUACUGGUUUCGUAGAAGCUGUAGUUGUAGAAAGUAAAGUACACCCACAUAGAGGAAAAUUGUGUACUGUUAUUGUACAAAGAGGCACAUUGAAAAAAGGUGAUGUAUUGGUAGCUGGUACAUGUAUGGCAAAAGUUAGAGGUCUUAAAGAUGCAGAAGGCAAGCCACUUCAGAAAGUACCUCCAGGAUAUCCUGUAGAAAUUGAGGGAUGGAAACAGCUACCAGCUGCUGGUGAACAAGUACUUCAGGUUGAAUCUGAACAGAGAGCAAGAGAAGUACAAAGAUUUAGGGAAACUGAAAAAGAUAAAGAAAAAAUGCAUGAUGAUGCAAAAGAAAUUAAUUUAAAGGAACAGCAGCAUAAUAGAGAGUAUAAGGAAAAAUUGGAAUUGAAGAGGAGGAUGGGAAGGUUUAAGUUAAAGCCAGUGGGACCUAGGAAACCAGAAAUUCAAGUUGAUGAUAGCGGUAUUCCUUCAUUAAAUAUUAUAUUAAAAGCAGAUGUAGAUGGAACAUUAGAAGCUAUUUUAAACACUUUAGAUACUUAUGAAUCUGAAAAAUGCAAAAUGGACCUAGUUAACUACGGAGUUGGCUCUAUAACUGAAACUGAUAUAGAAUUAGCUCAAACUUUUGAUGGUGUUAUUUAUGCAUUCAAUGUUGAUUUACCUCCAAAUUUAAAGACACUUUCCAACACCGUUCCUAUAAAAUACCAUAACGUCAUUUACAAGCUGAUUGAUGAUUUAAAAGAGGAAAUUAACUCCAGGUUACCAGCAAAAGAGGAGGAAGAGAUUUUAGGGGAAGCUAAAGUGAUACAAACGUUUGAAAUUACUCAAGGUAGGAAGAAAGUUAAUGUAGCUGGUUGCAGGUGCAAGAAAGGUAUUUUGAAAAGGGCUGCUAACUAUAGGGUAGAAAGGAAUGGCGCAAUUAUUCAUGAAGGUCCAUUAUCAUCAAUGAGGCAUUUAAAAGAGGAAGUAGAUACAAUUAAGUUUGACACGGAAUGCGGUCUCCAAUUUUUAGAUAAAAGUAUUAAAUUUGAAUCAGAUGAUAUAAUAAUCUGUUACGAAAAGAAAUCAGUAACUCAAGUAACAGAUUGGGAUCCAGGUUUUUAAAGAUGUAAGAUCAAUUUUGUAUAUAAGUUGUAUUCUUGUUUGUUACUAUCAUUAAGAGUUUAAUAAUUUAGGUACUUUGUAUUUUUACCUCGACUUCCUCUUACCAAGUAUUUACCAGAAGACAUUGUAGAUAUAGACUAUUUAAAAUAGGCCUUUCCCAAAUGUUUCUGAAGUAUGGCUAUUAGAUAAUUAUCUUAACUUAUAGUGGUAUUUCGUAUUUUAAUUAUUAAAAUUUAGAAUUUUGCUAAAAGUAAAAAGCAAUUAUUUCUUGGAACUUUAGUAAAUAAUGUUUUUUGAAGAAACCUGAUGCAUUUUUUAAUAAAAAUUAAGACGUUACGAUCAACACACCCUGAAGAAAACUAAUAACACUUCAUCUUGCCUUUGCA